This is a messenger RNA of Helianthus annuus (common sunflower), 1854 nucleotides long. Its product is annotated as cytochrome P450 76C1. Lineage: Eukaryota; Viridiplantae; Streptophyta; Magnoliopsida; Asterales; Asteraceae. Gene Ontology annotation, molecular function: monooxygenase activity; heme binding; iron ion binding. The record is from RefSeq and is a predicted model, not a curated record. The coding region runs from base 1 to 1626 and encodes 541 amino acids. The transcript is spliced from 2 exons.
AUGAUAUCAGUACUUCGAUAUAAAAUUUACCUCAAAAUGACCUCAUACUGGUCAUGGUGGUGGGAAGUUAACAACGAGCAAGACGAGCUUGCUCGCACAAUUCUCACCAUUUCUGUUUUGGCACUAUUAUUUCUAUGGUACAAAUGGAUGUUAUCCUAUACAACAAAGGGGAAAACAUCCUUACCGCCAGGUCCUUCCGGCUUACCGAUUGUAGGCUACCUCCCAUUUCUUGGCUCCAACUUACAUGAAAGAUUCACCGAGAUGGCUCACAAAUACGGUCCCAUCUUUAGUCUGCGGCUCGGAAGUAAGCUUCAUGUUGUGGUGAACUCCAUGGACCUAGUAAAGGUUGUGGCUCGUGACCUGGACCAGACCUUUGUUAACCGCAACACUCCAAUAGUAGCGUCAGUGAUCACUUAUGGUGAGGCUGAUAUUACGUUUGCCAACAGUAAAACAGCACAAUGGCGUAACAUGCGUAAGAUUUUAGUCAGCCAGGUGAUGAGCAACGCAAGUCUAAAAGCAUCUCAGAUUUUUAGAACACGUGAAGUGAAAAAGAUGGUGCAUGAAGUUUAUACCAAAAUCGGGAAAAAGGUCAAUAUUAAUGAAAUUGCUUUCAACACGCAAUUUAGUGUUGUGACAAGUAUAUUAUGGGGUUGUAGCAAAUCGGAUGAAGGGAUGGGAUCUAGCCAUAUUGGAGAUGGGUUUCAUGAAGUUGAAAUGAAAAUUGUUGAGUUACUAGGAGCACCAAACAUAUCCGAUUUAUUUCCAUGGUUAUCAUGGUUUGAUCUACAAAAAAGGCGGCGAGAUAUGCAGAGGCAACUCGAAUAUAUUGAUCAGAUGUUUGACAACAUUAUCGAAGAAAGAAUCAAAGCUAACUCCAGCAAAAUCGAUGGGGCGGUUGAAGAAGACGGAAGGAAGGAUUUUCUGCAGAUCCUAUUAGAGCUUAAAGAUCAGAAAGACACUCCAGUAUCAUUUGACAUGAUCCAAAUUAAGUCUCAGUUGAUGGACGUCAUAGUUGCCGCAAAUGACACAACAUCGACAAUGGUGGAAUGGGUGAUGGCAGAGAUUUUGAAUAAUCCGGUUGUGAUGAGAAAAGUUCAAGAUGAAUUAACCGAGGUUAUUGGUAUAAACAAUAUUGUUGAAGAAUCCUAUUUGCACAAAUUGACAUAUUUGGAUGCAGUGAUCAAAGAGACAUUCAGAUUACACCCUCCACUUCCCCUCCUAAUCCAGAAAUCCCCAGAUGAAUCUUGCAAGGUGGGUGGCUACACAAUCCCAAAAGAUACAACCUUGCAUAUCAAUGUUUGGGCAAUCCACCACGAUCCUAACAACUGGAUUAACCCAUUGGAGUUCAAACCGGAGAGGUUUUUGAACGGCAAAUGGGAUUACAAUGGAAAUGAUAUGAAGUUUUUGUCGUUUGGAACAGGAAGAAGAAUAUGUCCGGGAAUCCCCUUGGGUGACAAGAUGUUAACAUAUAUGUUAGCAUCUCUUUUGCAUUCUUUCGAGUGGAACUUGCCUAAAGAUGAAGAGUUUGAGGUUAAUGAUGAGUUUGGAUUUGUAACAAAGAAAAAGAAAUCAUUAGUGGCCAUACCCUCUCAAAGGUUAUCUGACAAAACACUUUACAUGGGAUGAAAAUUUGCUCUUAAUUCAAAGGUGACACUUGUUUAUGCGGCUUUCCAUUGUGGAAACUGUUGACUAUCUUAAAUUUUUGUUUCGAGCCAGUUGUCGUCGUCCUCUUGUUUUGUAUAAUGCUAAACAAGCAUAUUUGUGUGUCAUUAAUAAAGUAAUCAACUCCGGUCUCUUUUGUGUUACUGCAUUGUUAAAUUCAACGAACAUCAUAUCAUUUGUAAUUUUCUUUUU